Molecule: messenger RNA, 319 nt
Organism: Gryllus bimaculatus (two-spotted cricket)
Lineage: Eukaryota; Metazoa; Arthropoda; Insecta; Orthoptera; Gryllidae
Source: the annotation of a GenBank genome assembly
GCUGAAUUACUUGUCAACGUCUGUCCUCUAACUUAUUUAUCUGAAGAUUCAGAAGAUCCGAGAAUCCUCUUGGUUAUAUAUUUCCACUGGACAAAUAGCCUGUGCCGAGCAAAAGCAUUUGGAAGUCCAACAAAGAGUAAUAUGGGAGAAGAGAGGACUGCUCUUCUAGGUUGUGUGGAUGAAGGAGGAUGGAGAAAGGCAUGCCUUUGAAGGUACACAAGUUGUGGACAGUGUACUUUGAAAUAUAUAUGAAAAUGUGUAACAAAGCAAAUAAAUGUAUGUAAUAUUUUAGAAAAUAAAUUGUGUGAAGGAAUUAAAA